This is a messenger RNA of Dromiciops gliroides (monito del monte), 1050 nucleotides long. It is a transcript of the gene IL17B, whose product is annotated as interleukin 17B. NCBI's taxonomy places the organism in Eukaryota, Metazoa, Chordata, Mammalia, Microbiotheria, Microbiotheriidae. Bases 1 to 1050 code for a protein of 349 amino acids. The record is from RefSeq and is a predicted model, not a curated record. Gene Ontology annotation, cellular component: extracellular region. Gene Ontology annotation, molecular function: cytokine activity. The transcript has 6 exons. Gene Ontology annotation, biological process: inflammatory response.
AUGGAUGUGUCCAGGGGAGGUUUGCACUACAUGACUGAGGAGCUGGCAAGGGCAGGAGGAUAUCGGGAAAUACCACCAUAUUUGGUCAAAUACCAAGCAGAGCUCAGCUCUAUCACUGGAAACUUUCUCGUCACCCACUUCAGGGAGGGCAUGAAGAGCUGCCUCCCCAGAAUCUAUUUCCUGCCUUCCUUCUGCCAGACCCCCCAGGCCUUGCUCACAGAAGAGCCUUGUUGGGAAGCUGUCCAUCCAGGGAACCUGAUUGUCUCAGCGUGUGCUGUGGAUGCUGGUGGUCAGGUGGCCACAAGCCAGGAGCAGAGAUGCUGUCCAGCCAGCUUCCACCAGACACACAGGACACUGUCCUUUUGUCAACAGCCCGGGCUGCACCUUGGUCCAAGGGAGGCAUCCCCUGCUGUUGCUGCUGCUGCUGCUGCUGUCAUCAACUGGUUCCCUACAAUGCCUUCAGCUCACAUUCUGCUUGGACUCCUUGCUGUCUCCAUCUUCCUCUCCCUGACACUGGGUGUCCCAGGGCAGCCAAAGACCAAACUCCAGCAUCCCAAAGUGAAGAGGAAAGGGGCAACGAGGCCAAAAGUUCUUCUCCCAGUGGCUCAGGGACCCUUAGACUUGGUCCAAAGGGUGAGGCUGCCGGGGGAGAAGGGGUUUGCCUUAAUGGAAGAAUAUGAGAGGAGCAUUCAGGAGAUGGUGACCCAGCUGAGGAACAGCUCAGAGCCAUCCAAAGGCAAAUGUGAGGUCAACCUGCAACUGUGGAUGUCCAACAAGAGGAGCCUGUCUCCAUGGGCAUACAGCCUGAAUCAUGACCCAGCUCGAAUCCCCGUGGACCUCCCUGAGGCCCGCUGCCUUUGCCUAGGCUGUAUCAAUCCCUUCACGAUGCAGGAGGACCGAACCAUGGUGAGUGUUCCUAUUUACAGCCAGAUCCCUGUACGCCGUCAUCUCUGCUCCUUGUUUCCCCGACCUGGCUGGAGACAGCAGAAGGCCUGCGCCCCAAGGACUGUCAUGGAGACUAUCGCUGUGGGCUGCACCUGUAUUUUCUAA